AGCAAAUCUGCCAUAACCAGAGCAUCCUCAAUAAGGCAUAUAUAUUAAAAACGAAACUGCCACAAUGACUUCCGUCGUGUACAUUCACGAGAACCCGAUGCAAACAGUCCUGCCCCACCUGGAAGAGUACCUCCCGUUCGCCAACAACCCACAUUACAUGAUCGUGGUACCACCGGUCAAGGUCGAGGACUCACCGACUGAGGACUCACCGGCUAAGGACUCACCGGCUAAGGACUCACCGGCUGAGGACUCACCGGCCAAGGACUCACUAGUUAUAGCGUCCUUCGAGCCUUUCAAAUGCCCCCCAAAGGACAAACCAUGGGCGGUCGCGACUACCGAUUUCACGAGACCAGGCGAGGCUGAAUUUUGGUUUUGGUCUUCCAUCGAGGCUAGCGAGGUUGAUAUCAGGGACAAGGGGCUCCUCGAGGAAUCAUGUAACCUUCUCAAAUCCAUGGUCACCCUGAUAGUCGAGAACCACAAGGACAAGAAGCUUUUAUCAUUGGGAUGUCUGCACGCUGCAUUCAUUCCGUUCAUUCCCGAAUCUUCGAUCGAGACCAAGACCAAGACCUAUAUGAAAUACACCUUCACGCGCGGCCACCUAAAUGAGCCCACAUUGGGAGAGGAUUUCCAAGGUUGCCACCUUGGAGAUGUUAAAGACAAUGAGCUCAUCAAAUUGGUUGCGGCCUCAUCCGAAGUGUACCGGAGCCCUGAAACGCUACAGAAGUAUAACAGUACGGCUGCAUAUCUUGACGCAGAAGAGAGCAAAGACACCGCUUUGGGAUGGUGUUGGACUGCACGGGAUGGUACCUUGACCACGCUGUUUGUGAAGGAGGAAUACAGGAAUCGACAAAUAGCCAAGCUCGUCAUGUGGCAUCACUUACAGAGAGAGUUCGUGACCCGCAAGUUCGUAUGUGUGGACGUAGACACAGAUAAUAAAGGGAGCGUCAAGGCCUGUACGGGUUUAGGAGCGGCGCAGGCUUACCCGGCCAUUUGGUUGACGAUUGACAUGCCGGACUUUAUCUCUACUAAGGUUGAGCGAUAGGCGGUGCGUAGGUGGGAUUCUGAGGCUCUAAGAUGGAUUUUUGCCGACAGCGCAUGCAUAACACAUACGUAUCAAGGCUCCUUGAAUCGUUCCGUGCGCAUCAGUACAUAUACAUAUGUAAUGUAGACGCACCGUAGCUAUCAUUCUAAAACUUGUAUGCG
Heterobasidion irregulare TC 32-1 is the source of this 1203-nucleotide messenger RNA. RefSeq lists its product as uncharacterized. Lineage: Eukaryota; Fungi; Basidiomycota; Agaricomycetes; Russulales; Bondarzewiaceae. The transcript is spliced from 3 exons. The record is from RefSeq and is a predicted model, not a curated record. The coding region runs from base 65 to 1042 and encodes 325 amino acids.